Paracoccidioides brasiliensis Pb18 is the source of this 1299-nucleotide messenger RNA. RefSeq lists its product as uncharacterized. The transcript has 4 exons. The record is from RefSeq and is a predicted model, not a curated record. Gene Ontology annotation, cellular component: multivesicular body. Gene Ontology annotation, biological process: late endosome to vacuole transport via multivesicular body sorting pathway. Bases 1 to 1299 code for a protein of 432 amino acids.
AUGGCUGCCAAUAUACCCGCGAAGCUGAAAGCUGCAGACAUCACCCGUUUUGUCACUCGGGCGUCGCAGCUCGAGAAAGCAAGGCCCGUGAUAUCAUACUGGUGCAACUACUGGGCUGUGAACCAGAUAUUAUCCAAGGGCCUGCACAACUCAGAUAGCGAAUGUUUAAGAUACACAACGGAGCUUAUGGAUAAGCUGGAGAAGUUUAAAUCUCAACAUGUUGACGACGAUACUGUUACAGAUGAUGCCGCCGGACAAGCCUAUGUGGAACAAUUCGGAUUAGAGACCUUCCAGCGGGCUGACAACGCUGUUCGGGCCAACAGGGCAUCAUUACAAACUGCGGAUACCUUCCAAGCUGCGGCAACCUUUCUAGAACUAUGCCAGAUAUGGGGACCGGCUGAGCCGGAAAUAGCUACCAAGAUUAAGUUUGCGAAAUACCAUGCCUUGCGCAUUGCCAAAGCACUUAAAGCCGGAGAGGACCCGAACUUAUCAAACCCAUCAAGGGAAGAGGAAGAGAUGCCAAAUGACGUACCUAGCUUGGAUCCCAAUGACCCGGAGGUUCAAGCUCUAAAUAACCCGUCAUCGCAGUCAGCACCAGAAGUAAAAUUGCGACAACCAUCCGUAGAAGAUGUUACAGACGAAUUUUACAAUGAGGAAAAAAGAUUAGCGCACCAGUCCUCUCUGAACGAAUCCCUCCAUCCAUCCAGAGCCUCCUCGGUUCCCCCCUUCCGACGACCGGAAUCAGGCAUUGUCACAGCUGCAUCCAGUACAGGACUUCCAAGCCCACCUUCGUACUCAGCUGGUAUGAUGGACCUAAGCCCUGACGCGCGCCAGCGCCCUUCACACCUCUCUCAAGCAUAUGUUCCUGACCUUCCUGCAGCCCCCUCCGACUUCCCCUCACCCGCGUCAAGCUCCCAGGACCUCCCCGCAACAGGUACAGGAGGCUUUUCUGAGCGAAGAACUUCCCUAAGCACCUUCCAAUCAUUCCCGGCUCCAACAACGCAACCUUCAACGGACAUUCCUGGACCCGCAAUGGGAUCCCCACCUCCCUCUGGAUUUGAUGGAUGGAUGCGGCAGGCGCCUCCAACCACUGCUCCACCCACUAGUAUCCAGCCCACAAAACCUGUGCAGGGCGCAAGCUCGUACCCCAACCAGCCACCAGCCCAUGGAGUAGAUGAGGACGCAAUUGCAAAGGCGCAAAAGCAUGCCCGAUGGGCUGUGUCAGCGCUGAAUUUUGAUGAUGUGCAGACCGCAAUUAAGGAGUUGACGAAUGCACUGAAUAUGUUGGGUUCUAAGUGA